This is a messenger RNA of Hibiscus syriacus, 1337 nucleotides long. RefSeq names its product protein MULTIPLE CHLOROPLAST DIVISION SITE 1-like. The coding region runs from base 210 to 1208 and encodes 332 amino acids. NCBI's taxonomy places the organism in Eukaryota, Viridiplantae, Streptophyta, Magnoliopsida, Malvales, Malvaceae. The transcript has 6 exons. Gene Ontology annotation, cellular component: chloroplast inner membrane; chloroplast. Gene Ontology annotation, biological process: chloroplast fission. The record is from RefSeq and is a predicted model, not a curated record.
GAGGAGACUGAGCUGAAUCUUUUUAUUUCAGUGUGAGAACAUCUCUAUCUCCGUAACGUAAUGACAUCAAUUUGGCUUCUUCAAUUCCCUUCCCUUCCUUCCAGCACCGGGUUUCUUCAAAUGUAACAUCGUUGCUACUACUACAUCGUAGGCAUUGCCUAACACAUCGGCUCAACUGGAUUCCUCUAACACCUAAUAGAACGUUUUCGAUGAGAGCUAUUAAUGAUUCAAUUAGCUCCGAGGAGGACAAUCGUGCCCAGACCAAGGUCGUGGAAACAGCGAAAAGUACUCUGGUGGUAGAUUCCAAACAUCCACUUUCCUUGUUUCAGGAAUCCAUUACAUCUUCCCCUCCUAUUGUUUUCCUGAUGAAAAUUUUCCCUAGAAACUACUUUACAGUGGGGUUGUGCAUUACAAUCGCAAUUAUGGUUGUUGCUCGGAGAGCAUACGCAGAGAGGAAGUCAAGCCAAAGCCAUCCUGGUUCUGUAGCUGAUCUUGUAAGGCGUGGCCAGAUAAGAUCAGAUAGAAGAGGCAUAUCGAUGCCUCUCAAGUAUGAUGACCCAUUUAAUAAUCCAUUGGUUAAGGUUGGGAAGAGCAAUUCGACUGUAGAGAUGUGUGGAAAGCAAUAUCGCUUAGCUCCAGUUACUCUUACUGAAGAGCAGCAAGCUGUCCAUCAGAAAAGGAGAUCAAGAGCAUACCAGUGGAAGAGACCAACAGUAUUCCUUAAAGAGGGGGAUACAAUUCCUCCGGAUGUUGAUCCUGAUACAAUCAGAUGGAUUCCUGCAAAUCAUCCUUUUGCAGCCACUGCUAGUGGCAUUGAUGAAGACUUGGAACAAAAUAAUGUCUACCAACAACGUGGUGUUCCAUUCCGUAUUAAGGCUGAGCAUGAUGCACUACAGAGAAAGCUUGAAGCACUACAAAAGGAAGAAAAGUUGAACAAUCUGUUUAUCGCCAGUAGAAAUGCUAAAGAAUUCCGAAGGACGUUCAAAUUAAAUGACAAGUCAGAAGAACCCGUUGAGCAGGGCCCCAAUAACAAUUCCAGAGUUGAACUAAGCCCACUAAAACAGAGCGGGCCUCUGAUUCGAUUGAACGCAACACGUCUUCGGAGGAAAUGCAGCAACCCUGAAAUAUUUGGUACACUUAGUGUCAUUUAUGUAGUACUAGUUCUAUUCGGCAAUGAACUCUUGAUUUUGUAUUAUAUGAAAAGAUAAAUCUCCUUGUGAAUUACCACUAGGUGGCUCAAACUGAUCUGCUGUUUUAAAAUGGAGAGCAAAGUUGUACAUAUAAUUGCAGUACUAAAUUAUAUCCAUUAAUAUAAAAAUGCAGAUUGUUCUAUGUUA